AUGUGGACAGAGACUGAGUUGUGUGUUAGAGGAGAAGUCUUGGAAGGCAGAAUACAGACAUGAACUCACGCACACUUAUUUCUCUUCCUCUCCCUCUCCCUCCUCUCAUCAUUCCUUCUCCUCCAUAACUUUUCUUCCUCCACUCAAACACUCCCUACGAUUCCAACCAUAAAAUUAUAAAUAAAAAUAAAAAAAUCUCUCUCUCUCUCUCUCUCUCUCUCUCUCUCUUUCUAACCUCUCUGUCACUCCCCACACCAUUUCAUUCCUCCACUCCACACCGCCUUUCUCUCCAUAUAAAUCCCCCUCGCCACACCCACAUAUCCUCUCACCGCACCAACUCUCCCAAACUCCUCCCAAACUCCCAAAUCGUCUCGAGACUUCGAUUCCUCUUCUUCGCUCCGCAGGAAAUAGAGAAAUGAAGAAAGUUUACAGGUCUUGCGAGCUCUGCGACCAGGAAGCCUCUUUCUACUGCCCUUCCGACUCCGCCUUCCUCUGCUCCCGCUGCGACGCCCGCGUCCACCAGGCCAACUUCCUCGUCGCCCGCCACCUCCGCCAGCCUCUCUGCUCCAACUACAAAUCUGUUGCAGGAACCCCUGAUCUCCACUCUCUCUGCUCCUCCUGCUCGCCUGAAAAUUUUCCCGGUGACUGCGACGGCGACGCCAAGUCGUCUUCGUCGUCGGAUUGUUCCGCCUGCAUCUCCAGCACAGAAAUGGGGACCACAAAGACCGGGUAUGAGAAUCGGAAAUCCGAGAGCUCCGUGACGGAUGUUUCCGGUUCGAAUGUUCCGUACAAAUUCUCAGGCAUGAAGAGGAAUAUCGUGCCCAAAUUCUCCGGCGCCAGGAGGAAUAAUAGCGUACGGAGGGUGCGAGCGCGAACUUCGAGGAGCGUGGAUGCGAAAGCGGAGGGCAGUUUCGUAAAUUGGUUUAAGAAGCUUGGGGUGAAUGGUAAUUUGGCGGCUGCGGUGGUUGCGACCGCGUCAAAUGCGUUUGGAUUUUGCCUGGAGCGGUUGGCGAGUGUGCCUCCGAGAGUGUGCCUCGCGGCGUCGUUUUGGUUCGGGUUGAGAUUCUGUGGGGACAGGUCGGUUUUUACGUGUCAGAAUUUGAGACGGGUGGAGGAGCUCUCCGGAGUGCCGGUUAAGCUGAUCUUGGCCGUCGAAGCUAAGCUCGGGAGCGAGCUGAGAGUUAGGUGCGCACGGCGGGACGAUCUGGAGGAAGGCUGGGCGGAGUGUUGAGACUUGAA
Molecule: messenger RNA, 1239 nt
Organism: Pyrus x bretschneideri (Chinese white pear)
Lineage: Eukaryota; Viridiplantae; Streptophyta; Magnoliopsida; Rosales; Rosaceae
Product: B-box zinc finger protein 32-like
Molecular function (GO): zinc ion binding
Source: RefSeq, a predicted model, not a curated record